Populus nigra (black poplar) is the source of this 4865-nucleotide messenger RNA. RefSeq lists its product as uncharacterized. NCBI's taxonomy places the organism in Eukaryota, Viridiplantae, Streptophyta, Magnoliopsida, Malpighiales, Salicaceae. Gene Ontology annotation, cellular component: NuA4 histone acetyltransferase complex; SAGA complex; nucleus. Gene Ontology annotation, biological process: regulation of DNA-templated transcription; DNA repair. The record is from RefSeq and is a predicted model, not a curated record. Gene Ontology annotation, molecular function: transcription coregulator activity.
AUGGAAACGGAAGCUGAAAUGGGCAGUGAACAGUUUAUCCAAGAAACGACUCCGUUUUCCAUUCAAAUUGCUAUUUUUGAUGUGGUCCUCGAAGUUUUGAACUUCUUCAACAAUGCUAGGCCUAAGGCUCUAGGAUCUAGUAUGAUCGUCAAACGUAAUAGACUUAGGUCUGGUAUAGCUGCUAGAUUCAAGGCUCUCGGGUCUAGUAUAACCAAGCUCAAUUUGAGAACAAACGGUUUUUUUUAUGCCACGAGUCCAAUUCAGAAUUUCGAGCUGCAUUCUCGCCAUCUCGUGGAGCCUGACCUCUCAAUUCAAAUGAGGCUACAGAACGCGAUGGAGGUGUGGGAUAGUCUCGAGAUUGCUCAUACUGCGGGGUAUUUGAAUUUCCUUAAGUGUUACUUCAGGGCAUUUUCGAUUAUUCUGUUACAAAUUACAAAACCGCAGUUUGUAGAUAAUCCUGAGCAUAAGUUACGGAACAUUGUGGUGGAGAUUCUGAAUCGUUUACCGCAUAGUGAGGUUCUUCGGCCUUUUGUUCAGGAUCUUUUGAAAGUUGCAAUGCAAGUGCUUACCACGGAUAAUGAAGAAAAUGGGUUGAUAUGCAUUCGUAUAAUUUUUGAUCUUCUUAGAAAUUUUAGGCCAACAUUAGAAAAUGAGGUUCAGCCAUUUUUAGAUUUUGUAUGUAAGAUUUACCAGAAUUUUAGAAUGACUAUUAGCCAUUUAUUUGAUAACACAAGCGUGGCUGUAGAUGAUGUUAAGCCAAUGGAAAUUUCUACAUCUUCAGACCAAGGGCUUUUGAGUGCUGGACAUGUUGGGAAUGGCCAGCUUAAUCCUAGUACUCGUUCAUUUAAGAUAGUUACCGAGAGUCCACUUGUGGUUAUUUUUCUGUUCCAAUUGUAUAGCCGACUUGUACAGACUAAUAUUCCUCACUUGUUGCCUUUGAUGGUUGCUGCAAUAUCUGUCCCGGGCCCUGACAAGGUUCCUCCCCGUUUGAAAACUAACUUCAUUGAGCUGAAGAGUGCACAGGUUAAGACAGUUUCCUUCUUAACAUACCUGUUGAAGAGUUUUGCCGACUAUAUCAGGCCACAUGAAGAAAGUAUAUGUAAAAGCAUUGUGAAUCUGCUUGUUAUCUCAGACUCUGUAUACAUUAGAAAGGAGCUGCUAGUUGCCUUGAAGCAUGUUCUGGGGACAGAUUUCAAGAGGGGUUUAUUUCCUUUAAUUGACACACUUUUAGAAGAGAGGGUUCUAGUUGGAACUGGUCGGGCAUGCUAUGAAACUCUGAGGCCAUUGGCAUAUAGCCUACUUGCAGAGGUUGUUCAUCAUGUCCGGAGUGACCUUUCCUUAUCACAGUUGUCACGGAUUAUUUACCUGUUCUCAAGUAACAUGCAUGAUGCUUCACUGUCGCUCAGCAUCCAUACUACCUGUGCCCGGCUAAUGUUGAAUCUGGUAGAGCCAAUUUUUGAGAAAGGUGUGGACCAAUCAACCAUGGAUGAAGCUCGUAUUUUACUGGGGCGUAUUUUGGAUGCUUUUGUUGGCAAAUUUAGCACUUUCAAGCGCAUCAUUCCACAGCUGUUGGAAGAGGGUAAGGAGGGAAGGGAGCAUGCUACAAUGAGGUCAAAGCUUGAACUCCCUGUGCAGGCAGUUUUGAAUCUGCAAGUUCCAGUGGAACAUUCCAAGGAAGUCAGUGAUUGUAAGAAUCUGAUCAAGACCUUAGUUAUGGGAAUGAAGACUAUUAUAUGGAGCAUCACUCACGCACAUUUGCCAAGAUCACAGGUUUCUCCUUCAACACAUGGAACACACUCUCAAGUGCUUGUUUCACUGCCAUCUAACUUACCAUCUCCUCAAGCAUUCAAAGGGAUGAGAGAAGAUGAGGUGGGGAAAGCAUCAAGUGUCCUGAAGAGUGGGGUGCAUUGUUUAGCUCUCUUUAAGGAGAAGGAUGAGGAGAGGGACAUGCUUAAUCUCUUCUCCCAGAUACUGUGUAUUAUGGAACCUCGAGACCUUAUGGACAUGUUCUCAUUGUGCAUGCCUGAACUUUUUGAAUGCAUGGUUAGCAAUACUCAACUGGUUCACAUAUUUUCUUUGCUCUUGCAAUCUUCGAAAGUAUAUCGGCCAUUUGCAGAUGCCUUGGUUAACUUUCUCGUAAGCAGGAAACUUGAUGUUUUGAAGAACCCAGAUUCACCUGCAGCAAAACUGGUUUUGCACCUCUUUCGGUUUAUAUUAGGUGCUGUUGCUAAAGCACCAGCAGAUUUUGAACGUGUUUUGCAGCCUCAUGCCCUUCUUAUUAUGGAAGUUUGCAUGAAGAAUGCUACUGAAGUUGAAAGACCUCUUGGUUAUAUGCAGCUUCUUCGAACAAUGUUUAGGGCACUUGCUGGAUGUAAAUUCGAGCUUCUUCUCCGGGACCUGAUUCCAAUGUUACAGCCCUGCCUGAAUAUGUUAUUAACAAUGCUCGAGGGCCCAACUGUUGAAGAUAUGAGGGACCUUUUACUUGAACUAUGCUUAACAUUGCCUGCACGCUUAAGCUCAUUGCUGCCACACCUUCCUCAUCUUAUGAGACCUCUUGUUUUUUGUCUAAAGGGAAGUGAUGACCUAGUGAGUUUAGGUUUAAGAACACUUGAAUUUUGGAUAGAUAGUUUGAAUCCUGAUUUCCUGGAACCCAGUAUGGCUAUUGUGAUGUCAGAGGUGAUUUUAUCCUUAUGGUCUCACUUGAGGCCUGCACCCAAUCCAUGGGGUGGAAAAGCUGUGCAAAUCCUUGGCAAGUUAGGUGGCCACAACAGACGUUUUGUUAAAGAGUCCCUUGCACUUGAGUGCAAGGAUAACCCAGAGCACGGGCUUCGUCUGAUACUUACAUUUGAGCCAUCAACUCCAUUUUUGGUGCCUUUGGAUAGAUGCAUUAAUCUUGCUGUAACAGCUGUCAUAAACAAAAACAGUGGCAUGGAUGCUUUUUACCGAAAACAGGCUUUGAUGUUCCUCCGCAUUUGCUUAUCAUCUCAACUUAAUUUGCCUGGUAAUGUUUCUGAUGAGGGAUAUACAGCCAGACAGUUGUCAACCUUGUUAGUUUCUGCUGUUGAUUCAUCCUGGCAUAGGUCUGAGACAUCAGAUAUAAAGGGUCAGCGAACUGAUCCAGAUUCCACAGUCUCUUCUUCUCGUCAAGGUGCAGAUCUUGUAGCAGUCAUCUCUAAUCUAAAAUCUGUGCUGAAGCUUGUUAGCGAAAAAGUGAUGGCUGUUCCUGACUGCAAACGAUCUGCAACUCAAGUCUUGAAUUCAUCGCUUUCAGAGAAAGGCACUGAUUCCAGUGUGCUUCUUUGCAUACUAGAUGUGAUAAAAGGGUGGAUUGAAGAUGAUUUAUGCAAACCAGGAAGAGUCACAUCAAGUGGUUUUAUCAGUCAUAAGGAAAUAGUCUCUUUUCUUCAAAAGCUUUCACAAGUUGAUAAGCAAAACCUCAGCCCUGAUUCUCUUGAAGAGUGGGACAGGAAAUAUCUUCAGCUUCUUUAUGGAAUUUGUGCUGAUUCAAAAUAUCCAUUGGCCCUACGGCAGGAGGUGUUUCAGAAGGUGGAAAGGCAAUGCAUGCUUGGAUUACGAGCAAGAGAUCCUGACAUUAGGAAGAAAUUCUUUUUGCUUUAUCAUAAACCUCUUGGGAAAUCAUUGUUUACAAGGCUGCAGUAUAUUAUCCAAGUUCAGGACUGGGAAGCUUUGGGUGAUGUUUUCUGGCUCAAACAGGGUCUUGAUCUUCUUCUGGCAAUCUUAGUUGAGGACAAACCAAUCACACUUGCCCCUAAUUCUGCCAGGGUUCAGCCAAUUGUGGUCUCGAGUUCUGUUCCAGAUAGUUCUGGGAUGCUGCAACAGGUUGCUGAUGUUCCAGAUGGUUCUGAGGAAGCUCCUCUCACUUUUGACGGUCUUGUUCUUAAGCAUGCCCAGUUUCUAAAUGAGAUGAACAAACUUCAGGUGGCUGAUCUGGUUAUUCCAUUAAGAGAGUUGGCCCAUACAGAUGCAAAUGUCGCAUACCAUCUGUGGUUGCUGGUAUUUCCCAUUGUCUGGGUGACCCUGCACAAAGAAGAACAAGUUACAUUAGCAAAACCAAUGAUUACGCUCUUAUCAAAAGAUUAUCACAAGAAGCAGCAAGCCAGCAGACCAAAUGUGGUGCAAGCACUUCUAGAAGGCCUUCAGUUGAGCCACCCACAACCUCGGAUGCCAAGUGAACUCAUUAAGUACAUUGGAAAAACAUAUAAUGCAUGGCACAUUGCCUUGGCUUUGUUAGAAAGUCAUGCCAUGCUAUUCAUGAAUCAGACAGAUUGUUCUGAGUCUCUGGCUGAGCUUUAUCGUUUGCUCAAUGAAGAAGAUAUGAGAUGUGGGCUGUGGAAAAAGAGGUCAAUCACUGCAGAAACCAGAGCUGGACUUUCACUAGUUCAGCAUGGUUACUGGCAGCGUGCUCAAAGCCUCUUUUACGAGGCCAUGGUUAAGGCAACUCAAGGCACAUACAAUAACAUGGUCCCUAAGGCUGAGAUGUGUCUCUGGGAAGAGCAGUGGCUUUACUGUGCAAGUCAAUUGAGUCAGUGGGAUGGAUUGGUUGAUUUUGGUAAAAGUAUUGACAAUUAUGAAAUUCUUCUUGAUAGCCUCUGGAAAUUUCCUGAUUGGGCAUAUAUGAAGGAUCAUGUCAUCCCCAAGGCUCAAGUAGAAGAAACUCCAAAACUUCGUCUAAUUCAAGCCUUUUUUGCUCUUCAUGAUAGAAAUACAAGGCUUUACACUGUGAGUCUAGAUAAUACUUCAGUUUCAAUAUUUUCCUUUCCCUUCCUAUAAUCAAUUUCAAAAUCAUGCCUUAUUAGCUUAACUAGCCAUAAAUGUUAAAGAAGAGUUACCUUUUGGUCCAAUAA